Molecule: messenger RNA, 2715 nt
Organism: Arachis stenosperma
Lineage: Eukaryota; Viridiplantae; Streptophyta; Magnoliopsida; Fabales; Fabaceae
Product: thymidylate kinase-like
Exons: 6
Coding region: 828-1619 (263 amino acids)
Biological process (GO): dUDP biosynthetic process; dTDP biosynthetic process; dTTP biosynthetic process
Cellular component (GO): cytosol; nucleus; mitochondrion
Molecular function (GO): ATP binding; dTMP kinase activity
Source: RefSeq, a predicted model, not a curated record
UAGGACAGGUUUUUAAUACACCAAGUAUGACCAGGACAGGUAAAACCGAAAAACCAAACCAUACCAAUCCAAUUAUAUUUGGUUUGGUUUGGUUUGGUUUGGUUGGGCUUAGACAAAAAGACCAAACCAAACAAUCCAAUUAAAUUCGUUACGAUUGGAUUGGUUGAUUUUUUCUAUCAAAACCAUUAAACCAAACCAAACUGCACUAUGAACACCCCUACUUAUCGGUAUGGGUCUGCUAAUAGUUCAUUUCUAUUCUUGUGGUGUGAAUGUUAAAGUACAUAAUUUGUGAAUGAUAUAGCAUAUACUUUCUGGGUGUCUAAAUAUUGGUGAAUUAAGAAUGAUUCUGGUAGAAAGGCCUGAUUUCAGUGUAGAGUUUUAUGUUAGUUGCAGUAGAGAUACUUUCAUUUAACAUUGGAGUGGAGAAGAAGGGAAGAAGAGACUAAGGAUGAGGUUAAUUUGGGAGUUAGGGUUUUAUUUCUUGAAUUAGGUUGGGGACCAAUUUGAGUCAAACAAACUUAUCUGGUAGCAUCCUGCACGUAAGUACAUAACCAUCCACACCGGCUCUCCAUAAACAGCAGUGAGACAAAAGUUCUCUCAAGGACUAAUGUGAUUCAAGGCAAAAAUUUCGGGUGAAAGAAAAGAUUUUGAUGGCAAUCAAAUUUCCAUUCUUAAUUUGUCAUUGCCAAACAGUUCGUUAAUCUGAUUUGAUGUGUUUAUUACUCCUCCACUUCUUGCCCAUUUUCUCCUUGAAUUUCAUGAUUGUGCUUUAAUUUUAUAUGUUACUAUUUUAGUAUUUUGGUUCAGUUUAAGUGCUGGGUGAGGAUAUGAUCUAUGGCACUUGUACCACAGCUUCUAAGUCACUAAGUUUCAAAACACUAGUGUUGCAGAAAUCAUUCAAUUUUCGGGUUCAGUUCUUCUCCAAUUGUUCUCCUAAGAAGCUAAGAAUGGAUAAUAAUCUUAAUUGUAGCAUUGAGGGCAACAAAAAGGGGUCUAGAGGUGCCUUGGUUGUCCUAGAAGGCUUAGAUCGUUCUGGGAAGUCCUCUCAGUGUACCAGACUAGUCAAUUAUUUGGAGGGUCAACGAAUCUCUGCUGAGUUAUGGAGAUUUCCUGACAGAAACACUGAUGUUGGGAAAAUGAUAUCUGCCUAUCUUACUAACACUUCACAAUUGGAUGAUCAUACUAUUCAUCUCCUCUUCAGUGCCAAUCGUUGGGAGAAGAGGUUACUGAUGGAAACCAAACUCAAAUCUGGAACAACCCUCAUUGUUGACCGCUAUUCGUAUUCUGGUGUGGCUUUCUCCUCUGCCAAGGGACUUGAUAUUGAGUGGUGUAAGGCUUCUGAGGUUGGGCUGCUUGCUCCGGAUCUGGUAGCUUACCUUGAUAUUUCGCCAGAGAAAGCCGCAGAAAGAGGAGGGUAUGGAGGCGAGAGAUAUGAAAAGUUGGAGUUUCAGAAGAAAGUUGCUGAAAGCUACAAAGCUAUUCAUGAUGUCUCCUGGAAGUUUGUAGAUGCUUUCCAACCCAUUGAAGAUGUGGAGAAACAGUUGCAAGAGAUAGUCUUUGAUUGUGUGACAGAGUGUCAGAAGGGGAAGAAGCCACUCUCCCUCUUGUGGUCAAAAUAGACUUAUACUCUUGAAAGGAAUGUGGACAAAUAAGUGAGGAUUAAAUGAUUAAUCAUGACCCUUAUAGCUUAUACUGCUCAGUUCUGUUUGUUUCUUCCUAUUUCCUAUGUAUCAUUAGUUAGAAAUUUGUUUUCAGGAUAUAUAUAUAUAUAUAUAUAGGCAAUUUGUAAUCUUAGUGAGAGCACUGUAUAAUUAAAUCUCUCUGAAGGUGACCUUUAUACUUGCACUACACUAGAGUUUCAUGGUUAUGGUAUUGAAAUCUUUAUCCACCAAUUUGGCUUUUCCCCAGAAUCUUUUCCGACUAUUAUAGAUGUAUUUAUCUACAUGCUUCCAGUAUCAAAUUGAGGCUGGAAGCCACUUUUUCUUUGUGGACAGCGAUAAAGUUUCAUCAUGACUUAUGUGAAUUCAAUCAGGGAAGCAUUUCAGAAAGGUAAAUUACUGCACACAAGGAAAGUGAGAACUGAAAUCCACAUAGCCUGGACACCCCCUCCGACGAGGUGGUUCAAGAUUAACACAUGGAGCUUCGAUUGGAAACCCUGGAGAAGCUGGAUGUGGGGCCUAAUCUGAGAUGAACAAGGAAGAUGAGUAGCAGGAUUUACCAUGAAUAUUGGUAUCUGUACAGCCUUUCAAGCAGAAAUGUGGGGCAUUUUACAGGGGCUAAGAACAGCUUGGGAUCUGGUCAUUAGGAGAGUCAUACUUGAGGCAAUCUCUGUUUCGGCUCUGGAGGUACUAAAAAGAGGAAAAAGAAAUCAGAAUCACCUCAACUCUUUGGUGAGAAGUAUUGACGCUAUAAGACAGGAGUUGACAAAUUAGAUUCGCAGUUUCGCGCACACUUAUCAGAAGGGGAACAAAGAAGCUAUUGGUUGUCAAAAUAAAGUCUCAAGACUGCGGGAAUUUCUUUGUUGAUCACCCUCCAAGAGAAUUAAGACAUUAUGAUUUUUGGUUUCUCAUGGUAUUCUUCAGUCCGGCAGGUCAAGGACUAAUAUAUCGUGAAUCUAAGUUUUAUUUAAGGGUUCGUUACUGGCCAAUGGGUUGUUGUAUUCACAAGAAAUUCUAACCUGCAAACACUUAUUUUGGUGAACUAGUGAGUUAACUA